GGUAUUGCAAGCAUAUGCGCGCCGUGCCUUGGCUAGCUGCAUAAGUUGUAUGUCUUUCCGCAGUACAGGGCUAUUGAAAAGCGCAGGGCACGGGGUUGCAUUGCUUGCACGCACCGGAGGCUAGAACUUUGAACGUGUGGGCUCAUAAUCACUUUGUGGGAUCACGGUACUGCUUAAGCCAUAGGAUUUCGCGUACUGGGUCCAGACUCCGGAUAGUGUGACCGGCCAGAGCAUGCGUACGGCGUUGGGAGUUCUGAUGAUGAUCUGGUGCUGGUGGCUACUUGUCGGCGUUCUUGCACACCGCUAUGCGAACUUCACCACCGUUGCCGCAGGCAGCUUGCGCGGGCGCAAGUUGAGACUGCGACGCGCGUUGCCCUCCACGCCCCCCUCCUGAUAGUUAGCAUUGCUUCUGUGCAUGGAAUGACUGUGCAUGCACCGCACGGCACCACAGCAGUUCGCGCCAGCUCUAUGUACCAACAUAUGGCGGGUGAGGUCAGCAGGUGUCUAGCACUAGCUUCGUUAACUGGAUACCGUAUGCGUGGCUUUGGGGCCCAGUGCGCCUUUCUGUCAGCGCGCUUACUGUUUGUGUUUGAGGCUUUGCAUGUGCUUCCCAUAUGCUGAUGCAUGGUGUUAUACUGCGACACACAUGGCUGCAAAUGCGCAGGAGUGGCAGCCGGGGUCUGGACAAUGCGUAUCAGCGACUGUUUGUUUACUGGAGGGCCCCAACCGUCCCGGCACGAGCGAGCAUCCAAGAGCCGUGUUGCCAGCAUUGGGGGGCCCUGCACUGGACUGCUAAGUUUGCACCACGUGGAUAGGUAGGCAUGAUUGCAUACGACUAGCCCGUAUGGUACGGCAUGCCUUGCUGGCUUGACAAGGCUGCAGGCAUAGCUUGCUAUUCAGAUGACAUGAUGGGGGGCGCAAGGUAAUGGUUAAGAGCUUCCUUAGAUGCGUUUGAUGUGAGGAGCUUCAAGGUCUCCCACCCCCUGCCAGGGCAGGGAAACGUACGGGAGAAAGCUGGGGCAUUCCUGCAACUCCGCGCGGCCAGGGAUGCUGCCACACAUUACCGUAGUCAUGGCGCAUGGUGGCUGGCGGGGUGGCAGAGUGGCCCUAGCAGACACUGGAAUGAUUAUCCGCAAUUAGCCAUGUGGCCUCAUAACCGUGGAAACGCGACCCAAGAUGCCAACAUCUGUGUGGUGAUGAUGGUGCGUGUCGCGAUGGGCAGUAUGGGGAUGCAGGUAUGAGCGAGGAUGGCAAGGCACGGCAUGGUGAAGCUGGAAAGCGGGAUCGCUGCUGAUGCACCGGCAGCACCUGCAGUGCGCUGCGCCAUCGUCGUCCUGAAGCACCUGUGUCACGAAUGAUAUGCAGUGGUUCGGGACGAAUUGUUUCAAGUAAGUUUGUUUCGAAUGCCGGACGUGGUUGUGGUCCGAGCAAGAGGUCAUGCGCCACGUGUAUAGUGUCAGGUGGUGCACUGAUCACAUUGCUCGGACCACCCAAAGCUGCGCUAGCUAGACUGCAUCGCGGGAUGGAUUCAGGCGGUCGGCGCCACGGCGAAACGUGCCGCUGCUAGAAGUUCUCUGCCAUAGCGAGGUGGUGUUCGCGGCAUCACUUCAAACUGAUGACGUGCGUGGAAGGAGCCUGCAGAGCUAGCAAGCAGCUUUUCGCGUGGCGCAGGGUUGCGCGCCCUGGGGGUAGCUGUAGUAGCUGAGGGGCUGGGUCAAGAACAUUGCACACCUCAAGUGGGUUUGGGGCGUUUGUUUGGUGUGCGGGCGAGACAUGUCUGCAAGGCGCUUGUCGUUCGUGCAUACUGCGUUUUUCCGCGUGACCAUGCGUGAGCGAUACACUCGCGCAUGCGACAGUCUGCCGUGUGAUUGGCACACGUGCGCCGAGAUGACAGGCGCUGGGGGCCCAACGGCGUGCCGCUGUGCCGCCGCCACUACAGCCGCUGGAACAACUGGAAGCGGGCUGGCAAGCACGCCGAGCUGGCGGACGCCCUGCGCAAGGCCAAGGCCAUGGACCUGGCCAGCGACAGCGACAGUGACGUCGAGAUUGUGGACAGUGACAGUGACGUGGAGAUUGUGGGCGGCUAGCCAGCCGACACGUGGUGCAUCCAGUACAAGGUGCCAUGACUCGUUAGUGAGGGUUCUGGAUGCAUGCAUGAUGCGACUGAUGUGCGGGGGCAAAGAAUGCUGCCAUGCUGAGAGCAGUAGCUGCAGCAGGAUGCGGGCAGCGGCAGAUUGAACCAGGUAUGAUGCAGACGACGCAGCACAGGGCCGGGCGGGGAAAGGAGUACCAGCCCAAAGGGCGGGGAUCGUGCCGUGCUGAGGGCUGUCGGCAACGGCGACGUACGGCUUGCUACCGUGCAUGCGCGAUGGGCCGACGGCCAUGUUUGUUGUUGCCAGGACACGCCCGUAUUGGCAGGCGUUUUGCAGGACGCAUUUGCAGCAGCGCUGGUGUGUACGGUGGUUGGACAAAGCGUUAAUGAAUACAGGAGUUGAGCAGAAAGCGUGAUUACAAUUCUGGGCACAAGCGGUCAUACCAGCAGCUGUUUGUGACUGGCAAGGGAACGGAAGAUGUCAGGCGUCACCCAAGUCAGAAUACCGUACGGGGCGCAUAAAGAUAGCUAAGUUCACGGCAACGCGGAGGUGGAUGGCUGGCGCAGAAAGCAGCGCAGAAUCAGGUAGCAACUGGUGGGUCGUUGGUGAAAUGGUGACUGACACGUUGGAGCAGGCGACAUUGUCGGACAUCGUGCAUUCGUGCAUGCAUGUCAGCCUGUGUGCCAGGACUGGGCUGAAUGGGUGGCACGGCGUGCGAAUUCUACGAAGACGACACGGCCACAGCCGCCACGCUGCUAGCUUCGUGCAACGCAUGGCCUGUCAAAAGGUCCAGUGCUGUAACACUGCACGGAC
Chlamydomonas reinhardtii is the source of this 2906-nucleotide messenger RNA. RefSeq lists its product as uncharacterized. Lineage: Eukaryota; Viridiplantae; Chlorophyta; Chlorophyceae; Chlamydomonadales; Chlamydomonadaceae. The record is from RefSeq and is a predicted model, not a curated record. The transcript has a single exon. Bases 421 to 621 code for a protein of 66 amino acids.